This is a messenger RNA of Vigna angularis (adzuki bean), 1090 nucleotides long. Its product is annotated as agamous-like MADS-box protein AP1. Gene Ontology annotation, molecular function: RNA polymerase II cis-regulatory region sequence-specific DNA binding; protein dimerization activity; DNA-binding transcription factor activity, RNA polymerase II-specific. The coding region runs from base 256 to 966 and encodes 236 amino acids. Gene Ontology annotation, cellular component: nucleus. Gene Ontology annotation, biological process: positive regulation of transcription by RNA polymerase II. The transcript has 8 exons. The record is from RefSeq and is a predicted model, not a curated record. Lineage: Eukaryota; Viridiplantae; Streptophyta; Magnoliopsida; Fabales; Fabaceae.
UAGAAUGAUAGAUAGAGAUAAUAGCAUUAGCAUAGCAAACUCGCACUACUACACACUGCGGCUUCUCCUCCAUUCUUGUCCCGAAGAAGAAAGAUCCGUAAAUUAACAUUCUCUCCCUCCAUUGGCUAUAAUAGCAAGCUUUUUAAGCAUAUUUCUGGGGUUUGUUUGCUUUUCCUUGUUUGGGGUUUUCUUGGGAAAAAAAGGGAAAGAAGUAAUUAGGUAUAAUAUAAUUAAAGCAAAAAAGAAGACAGUAACAUGGGAAGGGGUAGGGUUCAGCUCAAGAGGAUAGAGAACAAGAUCAAUCGCCAGGUAACCUUCUCCAAAAGGAGAGCUGGGUUACUCAAGAAAGCACACGAGAUCUCUGUGCUCUGUGACGCUGAGGUCGCUUUGAUUGUCUUCUCCCACAAAGGAAAGCUCUUUGAAUAUGCCACUGAUUCUUGCAUGGAGAAGAUACUGGAACGCUAUGAAAGGUAUGCCUAUGCUGAGAGACAACUUGUUGCCAAUGAUUCCGAAUCACAGGGAAAUUGGACCAUUGAGUACACCAGACUCAAGGCAAAGAUUGACCUUUUGCAGAGAAACCAUAGGCACUAUAUGGGAGAAGAUUUAGGUUCAAUGAGCCUAAAAGAGCUUCAGAGUCUGGAGCAGCAGUUAGAUACUGCUCUCAAACAAAUUCGUACACGCAGAAACCAACUCAUGUACGAGUCGAUUUCUGAGCUUCAGAAGAAGGAGAAAGUGAUACAGGAGCAGAAUAACAUGCUUGCAAAGAAGAUAAAGGAGAAAGAAAAGGUUGCAGCACAGCAGGCACAAUGGGACCAUCCAAACCAUGGAGUUAAUGCAUCUUUCUUGCUACCUCAGCCACUUCUGAACAUGGGUGGCAAUUAUCGUGAGGAAGCACCAGAAGUAGGAAGGAAUGAACUUGACCUCACUCUGGAACCCUUGUAUUCCUGCCACCUUGGAUGCUUUUGAAAACAUUCAAAAAGAUCAGUGGUAAUUAUAACUAUGUGGUAAGGCAUUGGACCACAUGUUUGAGGGCUUAUGUAUGAUGUCUCUUAUGUUUUGUGGUUUUUCCUAAUCUGAAGACAUUGUUAUA